GAGAAUCCCCCCAUUGCACUUCAUCUUGGCAUGGUGGAGUAAUGGAGACACAGGGGGACCAGCUGAGGCUGGCUUCUCAGGAAAGGCACUGAUUACAAUGGCUACUUUCUUCUUUGCUUGAUUGCCUGCUGCCUUUAAAGGCAAAGCUGCACCAGCCCUGACCAAACCUUAGUUCCAGAAGUGGGUUCAGCAUAGGUUGCUUCAUUUCUGUCCAUGGAAAAACCAGAAGGAUUCUCAUUCCCUCUUAUUCCAAAUGGGAGAACAAACAAAAGUAACCACUGAGGUGGUAGUCUCUGGGCUGGCAGAGGAAAACCGUUCUCUCCUUAGUACUCCCUAUUGCCCAGGGAGAAUGUGGCCUACACAGCUUCACUGUAUCAGCAUCCCCCAAGCAAACCAAAAAAUGACACCAGGGAUUCAUGGCAGGGAAGUUAAGGUUGGGGCUAGGUUUGGGAGUGAAGAGCAUUAGGAAAAGGGUCUGCCAUAUUGUGAGGCUCUGAGUACUCAGGAAGAGACAACAUCACUGACACUACCUCCAGGAAACUUGUCUAGGGAGGAGUCAGAGAGGGCAGGUGUGGUCCACCGGUUUCUUCAAGAGGAGAUGGAGGGCACUGAGAGCAGAUGGUUUGUGGUCAGCUUAAAGGCAAAGAGAGUCUAAAAUAUUGAACUUAAAAUUGUUUCAGGCAGUUUCACAUUAAGAGCUACCUCAUCCAUUUGACAUUUUGGGAAAUACAGGUUAUAUAAAAUAGAAGGCCAUUAUCGGUGGGAAAAUGUAAAGCCAAGUAAGCUUCAAUUUAAAACACAGACAUACUCAGUACUGCUUGACCAAAACUACAAAAAAACCAAACCAAACAACCUACCAAACCAAUAAAACGCAACUCUGGAAAGAAGCUACUUCAGUAAAAUCUUUUAUAAACAAGUCAGGGUAAAAAAAAAUCUAGCUGUUGAUGAAGCCCAGGAAAAUCCCCCUGCCUAGAGGAGGACAGCAGGACUUGAAGGUCGACCAGCCUAGCCUGGAGACCAUUAUUCUAUGGCACAAAAAUAACAGGAAUGAGGCAUCAGCCAAGGACUCUGCUUACAGCACAGAACUCACAACUGUCACCCUUCACUCACAACAGGCUUCUUCCUACUAAGGAUGAAGCAAAAGAUUCACAAUGAUGUACUAGAAAAUCACAACAGUUAACAUUUACAAUUAGACUCCUUCCCCGUGAAUAGGGACUGCAAACCCAGACAGAGCUAGCCUGGCCACCGCCUCCCAACGAAAACGCCUUGGGAAAAGCCAAACGUGCUCACUGCUACACAAAAUUGUCAGCUAAAGGGAAAAGAAAUCCCUUUUAAGGAAAGUAGCUUCAAUAGGCUGCUUUUCUGCCAGGAUUUUCAAUCCCUCUGAACAUAAGCCGAGCCACAGACUGCCGCACGUAUGUCUGGGUCCUGCUGUUUCUUCCCUCACCCCUCCGCAGAGCUUCAGCACCAGUUGUUAGCCAAAAAUAAACACCAUUCCUCAACCAUAUAUGUCCACUGGCAGGCCAGAACUGGGGAGGAGAGAAGGCAGGUCAGCCCGUCCCCUAGCUGCCGCACUCACAUGUGGCCGCUGCUCACCAUGCACAUAACCCAGCUCAACCGGGAGUGCCUGCUGCACCUCUUCUCCUUCCUAGACAAGGACAGCAGGAAGAGCCUCGCCAGGACCUGCUCCCAGCUCCACGAGGUGUUUGAGGACCCCGCACUCUGGUCCCUGCUGCACUUCCGUUCCCUCACUGAACUCCAGAAGGACAACUUCCUCCUGGGCCCUGCUCUCCGCAGCCUCUCCAUCUGCUGGCACUCCAGCCGUGUGCAGGUGUGCAGCAUUGAGGACUGGCUCAAGAGUGCCUUCCAGAGGAGCAUCUGCAGCCAGCACGAGAGCCUAGUCAAUGAUUUCCUCCUCCAGGUGUGCGACAGGUGCCCCAAUUUGGCAUCCGUCACUCUGUCGGGCUGCGGCCACGUCACCGACGACUGCCUGGCGCGCCUGCUUCGCUGCUGCCCACGCCUGCGUGCACUGCGCCUGGAGAACUGCGCGCGCGUCACCAACCGCACGCUAGCGGCCGUGGCGGCGGACGGGCGCGCGCUGCAGACGCUGCACGUGGACUUCUGCCGCAACGUGAGCGCGGCCGGCCUGCGCCGCCUGCGCGCCGCAUGCCCGCGCCUGGCCCUGCGUGCCGAGCACAGCGCCGCCAUGCUGCCCGACCAACCCCCGCGCCCGCGCGCGCCCGCCGCGACCCUCGGCAAGCUGCUGCAGCACUAGAUACCGCCCCGCCGCGACCCCGGGGGGAGGAGCGCAGCCCCAGACAUCCUGGUUUCGACCCCAGCUCUUCCACCUUCCAGACCAGCACCGCAUCUUCUGAGCCUCAGUUUCCCCAUCUGCACAGUGGGGACAACAAUGCCUACCUCACGUUACGACUUUAUACCCAGAGGAACGCAAGAUUAAAUGGAUGUUUGGAAAAGACUCGGCUGGUUCUCACUCAACACCACCGCCUUUCCCCUCUCGCUUCCGCCCCAGCUUUGUGCGGUGCGCCCCCAACGACGGCGGGAGGUGCCUCGCCGUCCUCGGGGACUCUGCUCGCUAUUGGGUGGAAAUCACCUUGGUGGGGAGGGCUUCACCACUCAGAGCUCGCCCGCUGGCGCGCGGGGGUGAGAGGCCAGGGCUGCGGUGCGCAGGGUCCUGGAGAGCCUCCGGGCGGAGCGACCCCUCGAGACCCAGUGGCCUCCCGGAGUGUCCUGGGGACCGUCGCCUCCAAGGGCCACCGGUAGUGAUCUCGGCGAAGCUGGAGGAGGGAAAGCCGGGUGCCCCUCCCUGCGGUUUGCCCGCGCGCGCGCCUGCCUGCUCGCCUUUGCUGGGGCAGAUGAGUUCCCGGAGUGACUGCACUCGCUAUUGUAG
Molecule: messenger RNA, 2908 nt
Organism: Sapajus apella (tufted capuchin)
Lineage: Eukaryota; Metazoa; Chordata; Mammalia; Primates; Cebidae
Gene: FBXL22
Product: F-box and leucine rich repeat protein 22
Exons: 2
Coding region: 1418-2275 (285 amino acids)
Molecular function (GO): protein binding
Source: RefSeq, a predicted model, not a curated record